Heterobasidion irregulare TC 32-1 is the source of this 1524-nucleotide messenger RNA. RefSeq lists its product as uncharacterized. The record is from RefSeq and is a predicted model, not a curated record. NCBI's taxonomy places the organism in Eukaryota, Fungi, Basidiomycota, Agaricomycetes, Russulales, Bondarzewiaceae. The coding region runs from base 1 to 1524 and encodes 507 amino acids. The transcript is spliced from 9 exons.
AUGGGUACUAUGAUCAAGAUCUUGAAAGCAAUUUUGGCAUACUUUGGCAGUUCAACAUAUGCCAAAGCACAUCUUCGCAUGCAAUUCAAGGGUGGUGAUGGUAAACAUUCUGGUGCCCAUUCACUUGAGAUAAGUUUACCUCAAGUUCGGCAACUGGUGCAAUCUGGCAUCAUCAAAUUGAAGCACAAGGAAGUCCAGAACUUAUUUGCCCACCAGGUGUCCGAAGAUUACCACCGGCUCAAACUUGGGCUGCUACAAUACAUCGGGAUCAUCCAGCCCCUGAUCUGGUCCCUUUGGGCACUUGAAUCAACGCAGGCCAACACUUCCGAUGUGUAUGUAUUCCACCUAGCGAUGGGCGCCGCGCUGCGCAAGCUCUUUGAUCUCAGACAGCAGAAGACCGGCAUUACAAUGGAGCUUGCCGAGGAAGUCAUUGUUAUGAUCACGUUCUGUUGGGCCUUAACGGCGGUCUAUACCGACACGAUCAUCACAAAUAUCGAGCGGCCUCACAAGUCGAGACCACCGUUCCACACAUCCUCCUCGAGUGACCUAGGGAAGAACCUCCUACUCUUGGGGUUACCGAACGAGCAGUUCGUAACAGUCAUGGGCAUAAUCAACGAGUGCUUUGACGCCUUCUUUGAAGACUGCAAGGACUUCCAUAUUACGGUUUUCAUAUUGGAUCCUAGAUACCCACGGUCGGACUUCUUGAUCAACUCUGCAGCCGCCAAUCCUGUCAUUGUGAUUCCCAAACGGGGAUCUGACCUCAAUAUUCCACAUCCUCAUCCAUUCAACCGCAUGAAAGCAUUCCUUCGGGAUAAGAUGCUCAAGCCAAUGGUGGAGCAUAUGGAUACCCAUCCGGAAGGCACGCACCCCGUACUCAAAAGGCUUAGCGGCACCAUGGCCGUUGCAAAAUUCCGGGCCAAGCCCAUCCAAGAUGGCGAUGUUCUGGGCUGGUGGCAGCAAUUCACAAACGAUCCAGAAGCAGACAUUCUUGCGAUGCUUGCUGAGAGAGUCUUCUCCAUUCUCGUGAACUCAAUGCCAGAUGAGUGGACCGGUUCAAGAUUCACUUGGUUCAAUUCGGCGCUGCGGGGACGCCAGCACGCACAGUUGCCCAUGGAUAUGACUGUCAUUGGACAGUGGUAUGGCACCCAUGCGACCAAAGACAAAGUGCCAGAAAAGUGCCCGACCGUCAAGUUCCACGAUCUUGAAGACGAUCUCAAGGCUGCCAUCUCUCGUUCAUCACCCGAGGGCAUCGCUGACAUGGCGGACACUGCCACCUUCACCUUGGAUGGCUCCGAUUCUGAUGACGACUCAGACGACUUGGACCAUGACAUGGAUGGCCGACAGAGAGGACCCCCGUGCCGGGCUUCUGCACUCAAUAUCGUGCAGGAGUUUGCAAUCCGUGAGGAGGCCUUCGCAGAUCUGCUAUCUGAUACUCCAAGGUACACUGCCACGAGCCCCCCACCCCACCCCCCCCUGAAGCCCCCCCCUUCCAUUCCCAGCUCCGAUAUUGACUGGAGCUGGUGA